Messenger RNA from Fusarium keratoplasticum, 2724 nucleotides. RefSeq names its product Glyco-transf-28 domain-containing protein. The record is from RefSeq and is a predicted model, not a curated record. The coding region runs from base 1 to 2724 and encodes 907 amino acids. NCBI's taxonomy places the organism in Eukaryota, Fungi, Ascomycota, Sordariomycetes, Hypocreales, Nectriaceae. Gene Ontology annotation, biological process: carbohydrate metabolic process. Gene Ontology annotation, molecular function: hexosyltransferase activity; UDP-glycosyltransferase activity. The transcript has a single exon.
AUGACCACCCAAAAUUCUUCAAAAGAACCGGAGACAGUGGUGCAACAAUCCAUUCUUCAGCAAGCACAAGCUGCCGCUGCCAAUCUCGCAAGUCCCGCAGGACAGGAAGCUCUUCUGCAAGACAUUGAUCUUGUCAACCCUGAAGACGACACCCCCCCUCCUGCUUACGGUGACACCUAUGGCGAGAUCAGCAACGAAAAAGACGCCCCGGGCACCAGCGCCUGCGUGACCGAUGACGGCCGUGUCAACAUCCGCAUCAAUCAUCUCAACAGGCGUCUGUCCCAAAUCUUUACUCCCGCCCUCCGUCAGGAGAUUGCUGAAGAUGAUCGCCCACCUCCUCCCCCGUACAUCCCUCCAUCCUUAGGAGGUGAAGAGGGAGUUCCUCCGCCCCCACCCCUGAACGUCGUCAUCCAAGUCGUGGGCUCACGCGGAGACGUGCAACCUUUUGUUGCCUUGGGAAAGGUUUUAAAAGACACCUACGGCCAUCGAGUACGUCUGGCGACUCAUCCCACCUUCAAGGACUUUGUGCAGGAGAAUGGCCUGGAAUUCUUCAGCAUAGGGGGCGACCCCUCCAGACUGAUGGCCUUUAUGGUCAAGAACCCUGGCCUGAUGCCGGGCUUCCGCAGUCUUCUAGGCGGAGAGGUAGGGCAGCGAAGGAAAGAUGUUGCAGAGUACAUUCAAGGCUGCUGGCGAUCAUGUUACCAAGCUGGAGACGGAAUGGAUCUUGAUGACAAUUCUGAGCCCUCCGGAAACGAUCCUGCAACCAGACCUUUUGUCGCCGACUGCAUCAUCGCCAACCCUCCAAGCUUUGCUCAUAUCCAUUGCGCAGAGAAGCUAGGCAUUCCUCUCCACAUCAUGUUCACCAUGCCAUAUUCUCCCACCCAGGCCUUUCCCCAUCCACUCGCCAACAUCCAGUCCUCCAACGCCGACCCUCAACUCACAAAUUACAUAAGUUAUUCAAUGAUCGAACUCCUCUCAUGGCAAGCUCUAGGCGACAUUAUCAACCGGUUUCGUGCGAGGUGUCUCGGCUUGGAUCCCGUUAGUAUGAUCUGGGGCCCUGGGGUGCUUCAGCGCCUUAAGAUCCCUCACACAUACUGCUGGUCUCCGGCUCUGAUACCUAAGCCGAAAGACUGGGGCUCUCACAUAUCAGUAUCCGGGUUUUAUCUUCUCAACUUGGCCUCAAACUACACUCCUACCCCUGAGCUCCAGGCAUUUCUCGACGCCGGUCCACCCCCUAUCUACAUUGGAUUUGGGAGCAUCGUUCUCGACGAUCCUAAUGCCAUGACGGAGCUAAUUUUCGAAGCCGUCAGGAAGACUGGCCAACGAGUCCUCCUUUCCAAAGGCUGGGGAGGCAUGGGCGCGGACGAGCUUCGUAUCCCCGACAACGUCUUCAUGUUAGGGAAUGUGCCCCAUGAUUGGCUCUUCAAGCAAGUCUCAUGCGUCGUUCACCAUGGAGGUGCAGGAACCACAGCGGCAGGCAUAACCGCUGGCCGACCGACUCUCGUCAUUCCCUUCUUCGGAGACCAACCUUUCUGGGGCGCCAUGGUCGCUCGAGCAGGCGCCGGCCCCAACCCAAUCCCCCAUAAACAACUCACAGCGGAUAAACUAGCCGACGCCAUCAAUUUCUGCCUGAAACCUUCAAGCCUAGAACGCGCCAGAGAGCUCGCAACUAAGAUGGCAGCAGAGAGAGGCACCGACAUGGGGGCCCAGUCAUUCCAUCAACAUCUCGAGCCCGACCGACUCCGUUGCACUCUCGCACCAUCCCGACCAGCCGCAUGGCGCAUCAAACGCACGCAAAUCAGGUUGAGCGCUUUUGCAGCUUGUACUCUGGCGAAUGCAAACCUUUUGGAUUUCCGUGACUUGAAGCUCUUUAGACCACAAGAACAUUACACUGACGAGGGUCCUUUGGAGCCAAUAUCCGGAGGUACCAUGGCAUUUGCGGGGUCGGUCGGUAGCAUGUUGAUGGGGCUGGUCGAUUUUCCUUCAGAGACGCUGAAGGCCUUGAACAUGUCGUCUGGGCCCAGUCGAAGGCAGACCACACAAACGACGAUGAACAGGGAGGAGUCUCUUGCCCAUGUUCGAAACACUCCCCGAUCGUCAUCUUCCACUUCCAACAUUGGCUCAAGCUCCAUGUCGGAUGGCAAGGACCAUGACAUGCUACGCCAGACUGGCGCACAUACAAGCAAAGGCCUCGGGCGUAUCGUAAAGGCAAUCGUACAAGGACCCAUGGAUAUAUCAGUGAGUUUCACCAAAGGACUUCACAACGUCCCUAAGCUCCUAGGAGACGACACAGUGCGCCCUCAAGAGCAAGUCAGCGACUUCAAAUCAGGCGCCAGAGCAGCAGGGAGAGAGUUUGGCCUCGGCUGGUACGACGGUGUCACCGGCUUGUUCACUCAACCCUGGAGAGGCGCCCAGAAAGAGGGUGUCAGCGGUUUUUUCAAAGGCAUCGGCAGAGGGGUUGGAGGGUUCGUAGCCAAGCCAUGUGCAGGUGUUUUUGGUAUCCCUGGUUAUGUGAUGAAGGGGGUACACAAAGAAGUACAGAAGUUGUUUGGCAGCAAUGUCCAGAGCUACAUCAUUGCCUCCAGGACGGCUCAGGGAUACGAUGAGUGGAUGAAGAGCUCUGAUGCAGAGAAGGAGGAUGUCAUUGUUCGGUGGAAGCUGAUUCAGAAGUAUCUAAAAAAGAAACUAGACCCUGAGAUGGUGCGGGAUCUCCUAGAAGCAUAG